This is a messenger RNA of Drosophila willistoni, 440 nucleotides long. RefSeq lists its product as uncharacterized. The transcript has 2 exons. The record is from RefSeq and is a predicted model, not a curated record. The coding region runs from base 41 to 382 and encodes 113 amino acids. NCBI's taxonomy places the organism in Eukaryota, Metazoa, Arthropoda, Insecta, Diptera, Drosophilidae.
AAUCUUGCUGUUUGACCGAUUGGUUAGAUUUUGUUUGAAUAUGACGCGAUUUACCGCCUUGAUUUUAAUUUUUCCUCUAUUGGCUCUACUGGCCAUGGCCAAGCCUUUGGAUUAUACAAAUCCCAAGUCACAAGUGGAAUACAUUAGUAGUAAUUUAGAUGAUGGAAAAAUUAAGCCAAAUAUUGUACCAAUAACACGUCCGCCUUUAAUUAGCCAAACGGCACCCCCAACUCCGUUCAAUUCAAAGAGUUUUGUCUAUAAUCCCAAUUCAAAGACCUGGACACGUAUCAAUCCAGGUGAACCAUUGCCACAAGCACAGGAUGAUGAUACUCCAUUGAUUUGGAAUCAAAGCAACGACAAAUGGCUGACAAAUGGGCCAUAAAAAGGAACAAAUAAAAGGACUAUUAUACAUACAUAAUAAACAUGAAAAUAUGCUUAAA